AAAACAUCCAAAAACAUUAAUCGUGCGAGACUCGACGGGCAGACAACCAAAAAUCAUCGUCGCUUCGAGUAUUUAUCGCGAAAAAAAAAUAAGUGCUAAUCGUUAUCUUCGCCGUGUGUUCGUGUGAUCGCAAAAAAACUUCUUGACCUUUGCCAUUGAUACUACCAUCGUGUGGCGGAAGUAGCCCCCCAGAAGCGCAGUAGUUCACAAUGUUGACCGCCAUCAAGGAUUUCUUCUACCGCCACCGGAGGAAGUUCAUUACGACGGGAUUGGUGUUGGGAAGUGGCCUGUUCCUGAUCAAGAUCAUCCAGUACAAGUUGCGCGAAUUCCAGGAACGGCAGGCUAAGGAGAUUGCCGAGCGAUUCAAGCGGAUGCAGCACUUCGAGUCGACGGAGCGAACGUGUAAUCAGACCAUAGUGGGAUUGUCCCCGACGGUGUCGGAGAAGGCACUGAAGGACCUGAGCACAUCGGAGGUUUUGGAGAAGCUGCGGGCCAAUCCGGACAACAAGUUGGAUUUGUGGGAGGAGCUGAAGGUGUUGGCUUUCAGCCGGAUUGUGACGCUGGUUUAUGCCUCGUCGAUGCUGGCAGUGACGUUGAAGACCCAGAUCAAUCUGCUGGGAGGAUAUCUGUACAAGGACACUGUCGGACAAGACGACAAGCAGAUCACGCUGGAUAUUCAGACGACGUACCUUUCGAUGAUCCAGUAUUUCAUGGGCGAAGGACUGGACCGGUUGAUGGAGGUUGUCCGGAGGAACGUGACGGUGGUCAUGCAGCGGUACAAUCUGAAGCAGCAGCUCACACUGGCGGAUGCCGAGACCUUGUUCUGGUCUAUUCAGAUGUCGUUGAAUAACGACGAGCAAAGUCUCACGAAGAAUAUCGCCAGAUACACCUUGCCGCAGGAAGUGAACCGAAGCGACAUCCUCAGCCGAAUGUACGACGAAACGUUGGACGUGCUGGAAAGUGCCGAAGUGGUGGACGUUUGCCUAUCGAACGUGACCAAUGGAUUCUCGCUGAUCGUCGACAAACUGGCCGAGUACUACGCGGAAGCGGAGCCGAUUCCUCCUCCGUCCACGUCCAAGUCCUCGCUGAAUGUGGACGCCCUGUCCAACAUCAACCAGAUCAAAAUUUCCCUCGCCAAGCUGAUCCCGAUCGUGAAUGGGCUGACGUCGAAAACGCUCGGAGACUUGCUCGGAAGUGGCGCGUCGUCAUCCAACGGGUCCAACGGCCUCAAUGGGCUGGAACUACUCCGAGGCAGCGAUAUGAUGUCCUCGCUGGUGUCGCGAUUUAUGCAGUCGGAAAAGUUGAAAACGCUCGGCGUCAAUGUGUACGAAACAUUCUGCCAGUAGAUGGCUUUGGUGUACCUGGGUCUGGGUUGCAUUUCUAGCAUUGCGGAUCUUUGGGGAAAUUUCUGAACGAUACGGUGCACUGUAUCGUUCUACCGCAGCUGUUUUCUUUCGGGUUACUUGAAAAUCAUUCUAUCAUAAGAAGCAAAGGAUGGCAAUAUAGUAGGGAUACGACAGCUGCGGUAGUGAUCCGUAAGAUGAAGAAUGGGAAUUUCCCCUGAAGAUGCAAUAAGAUUGAUGGAUAACAUUCGAGAAGUAGAAAUUUAAGGCUAUACACAUAUUCUACAAGUUUAGAAUUUAGAUGGAGAUAAUUCAGGUUUAGGUGGAAAGACUUUCAAUAGUGUUUAAGAGUGUGGUUUAAGAAGGCUUGGAUUAUAAGCACUGAAAAGCUAAGGGCUGGAUAAGGAAAUCGAGAAUAGACGAAACACUGUGUAUUAAUACGUAGUUCAAACUCUUACAAUAAACUCUUCGGCUUUUGUUUUGAA
Molecule: messenger RNA, 1828 nt
Organism: Aedes albopictus (Asian tiger mosquito)
Lineage: Eukaryota; Metazoa; Arthropoda; Insecta; Diptera; Culicidae
Gene: Pex3
Product: peroxisomal biogenesis factor 3
Exons: 1
Coding region: 210-1346 (378 amino acids)
Biological process (GO): protein import into peroxisome membrane
Cellular component (GO): peroxisomal membrane
Molecular function (GO): protein-macromolecule adaptor activity
Source: RefSeq, a predicted model, not a curated record